UGCACUGUCUGGGCUGAGAGGGGCAAGAGGGUGGCUAUAUUUCAGGCACUCAGAACUUCAGAGAGAGUUGGACACAAAGACUUAAAGGAUGGAGAAAACAGCGAUUCUGUUUUCUGUGCUGCUCCUGGGGUGGACCUGGACCCUCCAGGGGGUCGCUGCUGAUGACAAUCAGGUGAAGACCACUGAGAGUACUGUGGUGCCUGCAGACGCUGAGGGUGCUACUGUUAAUACAGCUGUGCAUGAUGCAACUGAGCACAAUACAACUCUACACAAUGCAAAAUAUGCAGCUCGAAUCAGGGCUCCGUUCAAUGCAACAGCGGUCUGUAACGCACCACCUGAAACAGGUCAGUGUAUGGCACACUUUGAGCGUUACUUCUAUAACUCCACCUCAAUGAGCUGUGAGACAUUCACCUAUGGAGGGUGUCCAGGCAACCGGAACAACUUUAAAAACAAGAUAGAGUGUAUGCAGAGUUGUCACCCUAAAGCGGUCUGUAACGCACCACCUGAAACAGGCCCAUGUAAGGCACACUUUGAGCAUUACUUCUACAACUCCAUCUCAAAGAGCUGUGGGAAAUUCGUCUAUGGAGGGUGUGCGGGCAACCGGAACAACUUUAAAGAUGAGAAAGCGUGUAUGCAGAGAUGUCACCCUGAAGCGGUCUGUAAUGCACCACCUGAAACAGGCCCAUGUAAGGCAUACUUUGAGCAUUACUUCUACAACUCCACCUCAAAGAGUUGUGGCAAAUUCAUCUAUGGAGGGUGUUUGGGCAACCAGAACAACUUUAAAGAUGAGACAGAGUGUAUGCAGAGAUGUCACCCUGAAGAGGUCUGUAACAAGGCACCUGAAACAGGCCCAUGUGAGGCAUACUUUGAGCGUUACUUCUACAACUCCACCUCAAAGAGCUGUGGCAAAUUCGUCUAUGGAGGGUGUUUGGGCAACCAGAACAACUUUAAAGAUGAGACAGAGUGUAUGCAGAGAUGUCACCCUGAAGAGAUCUGUGCCAAAGCACCUGAAACAGGCCCAUGUAAGGCAUAUAUUGAGCGUUACUUCUACAACUCCACCUCAAAGAGCUGUGAGAAAUUCGUCUAUGGAGGGUGUGCGGGCAACCGGAACAACUUUAAAGAUGAGAAAGCGUGUAUGCAGAGAUGUCACACUGUAGAGGUCUGUAACAAGGCACCUGAAACAGGCCCAUGUGAGGCAUACUUUGAGCGUUACUUCUACAACUCCACCUCAAUGAGCUGUGGCAAAUUCGUCUAUGGAGGGUGUUUGGGCAACCAGAACAACUUUAAAGAUGAGACAGAGUGUAUCACAUUAUUAUCACAUUAUUACACAUUAAACCUCACGUAUCAAAGUGUUGCUGAUUGACAUUAAACUUAACAU
Molecule: messenger RNA, 1378 nt
Organism: Epinephelus fuscoguttatus (brown-marbled grouper)
Lineage: Eukaryota; Metazoa; Chordata; Actinopteri; Perciformes; Serranidae
Product: actinia tenebrosa protease inhibitors-like
Exons: 8
Coding region: 89-1363 (424 amino acids)
Cellular component (GO): plasma membrane; cell surface
Molecular function (GO): serine-type endopeptidase inhibitor activity
Source: RefSeq, a predicted model, not a curated record